Entelurus aequoreus (snake pipefish) is the source of this 2125-nucleotide messenger RNA. RefSeq names its product germ cell-specific gene 1-like protein. NCBI's taxonomy places the organism in Eukaryota, Metazoa, Chordata, Actinopteri, Syngnathiformes, Syngnathidae. The coding region runs from base 124 to 1020 and encodes 298 amino acids. Gene Ontology annotation, cellular component: plasma membrane. The record is from RefSeq and is a predicted model, not a curated record. The transcript is spliced from 5 exons.
CCCAGUGUGAAGAGGCGAAGUGUUUCUUCCACCUAAUGGAUCUUUUCUGGAAAUGCUGCAAUAUGUAGCUACUGACUUCCUACUUGAAGCAUUCAGGACGUCUCCUCUUUUCUUUCCCAGACAAUGAAGACAACUCGCAAAUGCAGGACUCUUCUGUCGGUAGGCUUGAACUUCUUCGCCUUGUUCUUCUCCAUCACGGCUUUCAUCACCACCUACUGGUGUGUGGGUACGCAGAGGGUGCCCAAGCCCAAGUGCAGCAAGCUGCGGACCCACCAGUGCAUCGAUUACGGCGUCAACGAGACCGACCCCAACAAGGUGGUCUACAGCUGGGAGACCGGGGACGACCGAUUCCUGUUCCGACAGUUCCACACCGGCAUCUGGGUCUCUUGUGAGGAGAACAUCCACGAUGAAAGUGAGAGAUGCAGAAGCUUCAUUGACUUGGCUCCUGCGUCAGAGAAAGGGAUGCUGUGGCUGUCGCUGGUGUCUGAGAUGCUGUACAUCGUUCUACUGGUGGUUGGCUUCAGCCUCAUGUGUUUGGAGCUCGUCCACUCAAGCAACGUCAUCGACGGGCUCAAGCUCAACGCCUUCGCCGCGGUCUUCACCGUGCUCUCAGGUCUCCUGGGCAUGGUGGCUCAUGUGAUGUACACACAGGUCUUCCAGGUCACUGUCAGUCUGGGGCCCCCUGACUGGAGGCCCUAUAACUGGGACUAUGGUUGGUCCUUCUGCAUGGCCUGGGCGUCCUUCACCUGCUGCAUGGGCGCGUCGGUCACCACGCUCAACUCCUACACCAAGACCGUCAUCGAGUUCCGGCACAAACGCAAGACCUUCGAGCAGAGCAUCCGCGAGGAGCACGCACGGGAGGCCUUUGAAUAUUUCCGAGAACCCUCUGUGCACUCCAUCUCCAAGUCUGUGGAGGUUUAUUCCAGCCAGACCCUUAAGAGCGGCAGGAUGACACCCAUCCCGGCGGACUCCUUAGACCUGAGUGACAUUCGGGCCUCCCUGGGGGAGGAACAAUGCUGAGAGAGACCGGGUAGUCGUCUACUUCCUGGGUGAAGAUGUUAACUCCAUGAUACAUUUUGCCUUAAUCGAAUCUGGGAGUUGUUGGCAGUUGUGGUUUUAAACGUAGGGCGCAUUCUCUUGGGGCGCCACAAGGAUGUGGGGGGGGACACACACAGAUUCAUUGUUUUACUCGGGUUGCCAACCAUCCCUUAAAAAACGUAAUUGUCCCAUCUAGGGUUGUACGGUAUACCGGUAUUGGUAGAGUACCGCGAUACCUAUGAAUCAUAUUCAUUAGAACCGUUCCCCCACCUACCCGUUGUCGUCACGUCGUGACAUUGCUGGUUUGCGAGCAGAGGAGCAUGUUCGGCGGCGCACAAUCACCGAGUACUUACAAGCAGACACAGUGUCGAGACAGAAAAGGGAGAACGGAAGCAUUUUGGCUUAAAAACUAACGAUAAAGGUGAAGUUAUAACACUGAAACGCCCUCAGGAUGAGGUGCUUUAAGACAUGGCUAGCUAGCUAGCGGCUAAAGUCCAGUCGCAGCCGGGAGUGUUUUAGCUACUUCCAAACCACUAAUCCUCGCCUCCAUGGCGACAAAUAAAGUAAGUUUCUUACAAGUAUCAUCCCUGCAGGACGAGGAAUAGCUAAACAUGCUUCACUACACACCGUAGCUCACCGGCGUCACAACAAACGCCAUUAGUGGAUCUACACCAAACAUCCACUAUAAUGAUACCAAGUACAGUAGCGUAUCUAGUCGAUACUACUAUGAUUACAUCAAUAUUUUUUUAGCAUCACAUCUUCUUUCGUUUUUUUUAAAUGUAUAGUAUGUUUAUAAACUCAGGAAAUAUGUCCCUGGACACAUGAGGACUUUCAAUAUGACCAAUGUAUGAUCCUGUAAUGACUUGGUAUCGGAUUGAUACCCAAAUUUGUAUCAUCCAAAACUAAUGUAAAAGCAUCCAAACAGCAGAAGAAUAAGUGAUUAUUACAUUUUAACAGAAGUGUAGAUAGAACAUGUUAAAAGAGAAAGUAAGCAGAUAUUAACAGUAAAUGAACAAGUAGAUUAAUAAUUUAUUUUUCACCGCUUGUCCUUAAUAAUGUUGACAAAAUAAUAAAAUGAAAAAUGACA